AAGGGUGAGUUGGUGGGUCUUCUUCUUAGCUAUCGCUGUUCCCAACUUCUUCACAUUCAUUAUUUCAAAACACACACACAUACACACACUCAUCUCGUGAUUCAACAUUUACACUUUCAAAACACCAAACCCUAGAUUACCAUCUUACACUUUACCAAUGCAUCAUCUUCAAAUCAACCAACAACAACCUGUGAUCUGAGUCUGCGAUUUACUUAAACCACUACUAUUUUUUCAUUUACGGUGGGUAGUUGUUGUUGUUGAUAUCUUUUUGUUGUUUGAGAAGUUGUAUUUCGAUUAUAUGGUAAAAUGGAAGCUGAGAAGAGAAGUUCGAAGGGAGGGUUUCUUCAGUUGUUUGACUGGAAUGUCAAAUCUCGGAAGAAACUCUUCUCGAAUAAACCAGAUGUACCAGAAAGUUCCAAACACGGAAAAGAGAAUGUACACAAUCUGGCUAUAUCUAGGCUUCAGCAGAUGAGGUUAGACGAGAGUAUACAUGGUCCAAGUCUGACUGGAAACGAUUGGGCUUCUUCGACGAGUAACGAUGAAGGAACUGGAAGCAAAGCCCCUGGUGUGGUGGCUAGACUUAUGGGAUUAGAUUCUUUACCGACUUUAGAUGCUUCCGAUCCCGGUUUUACGCCACAUAUUUACCCUCACUCAGUCAGACAUUCUGUUGAAGACUACGGUAUGCGAAACAAGCUUGAUGGUUUUUCAAAGAACCCAUUUGAAGAAAGAUUACAGAAGUUUCAGAACCGCGCGAUUGAGAAAUUUCAAGCCGAGGUGUUACCUCCGAAAUCUGCUAAGUCUGUGCCUAGUACUCACCACAGAAUGUUAUCUCCGAUUAAGAGUCCAGGGUUCGUUCUUACGAGAAAUGCGGCUUCAGUUAUGGAGGAAGCUUCCAAGAUUAUCGAACAAAGUCAACAGUCAACGCUUACUAGAAGAUUACCGUCCUCCGGGUCUUCUUCGGUUCCCCUUAGAAUUCGUGAUCUAAAAGAGAAAUUGGAAGAAGCUGAUCACAGACCGAAAACUUAUAGCCCUGUCAAUUCCACCAAGCGGCCAUGUCGGACCGAAAUCGUGGUUUUAAAGCAUGGUACUGCCGGAAGUUUGAAGAACACGAAUAAAUCUGUUACUCCGGGAAAAACAAAUAAUCAGAUAUUAGUGGGGUCCACUUCAAGAAAUAGCAGUAGUACUAUGAAGCAAAAAGAUUGUGUUAAUAAGCCGGUCCAGCUGGAUAAAAAACAAAGAAAUACGCCUAAAAGGGUGCAAAGUAGAUCAACAACAGGAAAAACCCCGGAGGUACUCAAACAAAACAAUCAAAAGCAAAACACGGCAUCUCGUAAAGAUCGCACAAAUUUAAAACCUAGGGUUCCGUACCAGGAUGGCCGGAAAACAACUGCCACAAGUGGUUUUUGUAAGGAAGUCAAGACGUUGAAGAAGGCUGUUGAAAACUCACCCCGAAAAGCUCGGUUAGUGACACCGGAAUCAUUGUCUACAACAAAAAAAUUAUCUGGGAAAAGACCAAGUGAUGGGGAUAUUAUGACGGAUGGAAGUGCGACUAAUAGUAUUAUGAUUAAGGAAAAAGAAAGGUCUGUGAAAUGUAAUAUAACGAUAGACGGAUCUUCGAACUGGGACAGGAAAAUUGGGAUGGAUGUUGUAUCGUUUACGUUUACGUCACCUAUUAAGAAAUCGGGGUCGGAAUCGGAGUCUUGUGGUCAAUUGUCAAUGAAGAGUCGAUGCCUGUUUCAGGAGGAUACGGAGACUGCACCUGCGAUUGAUGGUGAUGCUUUGAGUGUUCUGUUGGAACAGAAACUAAAGGAAAUUUCUUCUUUACUUGAAACAUCCCAAUGUGACACGGUCAAAGGAGGUUCUGAUAUCUCUUCGGUUGAUCAGACGACACUGGUGAAUGCUAGAAUGGAUUGGCAGGGGGUUGAAGUGACAGAAUGCAGUGAAAACUAUGAAAGUGGAUUUAAUGACGAGCACCAACAUGAACAUCCUUGCACAGGUCCAAGCCCGGAACCCUCUUUGUCAGAUGAUAGUUGCAUCACAUCCAACAGCACAACAACCUUAACCAGCAACGGAAACACGCAGUAUAUGUCUGCUGCAAGAAACAUGGAACUAUGGGCAGAGGAGAUAGAAUUGCAAGAUUCCGCCACAUCGUUUCCGAGCUCGAUAUUUGAUUUCACAUUCAUGGCAAGAUGGUCAACACAACGGGAGCUGGAAUACAUCAAAGAAAUGAUUAACUCCACAGAGUUUGUGCUAGACGAUCUUGCUUUUGACCCGACGCAAAAGGUUAUAAGUACGGAUCUAUUCAACCAGCUGGAGAAUCAGCACAAAAACAUAGGCCCAUUGUCGAAGCAACAAAGGAAGGCAUUGUUCGACUGUGUGAGCGUGUGUUUGGAAGAUAGGCGUGAACGCGGGCUGAGCGGAGGCUAUGAAGAAUGGUCAAAAUGGUCAACGGUGUUCCAAAAGAAGGAUUUGUUGGCAGAUGAAAUACAGAAACAGAUACGUGGUUGGAGAAGCAUGGAAGAGUUGAUGGUGGACGAGGUGGUGGAGACGGACAUGAGUAGUGGAGACGGGAAAUGGUUGAAUUUUAAAGCCGAAGGUUUAGAAGAAGGCGCGGUGAUUGGAAUCGACAUCUUAACUGUGCUAAUUGAUGAAAUAGUGGUUGAUUUUUUGUCAUGCUAAAAGUGUUGGUAUUAUUUAAACUAAGAGGAAGAAACAAUGAACUUGACCCUCCUGUUUUAUUAACUUACCGUACAAUGUACAACUUCCAAUGCAUGUGGUACAACUUGAUCACUGGUCUCCACCAGUUGAAUUAUUUUCCAACCAUCAUAUAAAGCUUAA
Molecule: messenger RNA, 2838 nt
Organism: Helianthus annuus (common sunflower)
Lineage: Eukaryota; Viridiplantae; Streptophyta; Magnoliopsida; Asterales; Asteraceae
Exons: 6
Coding region: 307-2679 (790 amino acids)
Source: RefSeq, a predicted model, not a curated record